CCAGGCUAUCGGCCCUUGUUCCUGUACGUCUUCAGUCUUUCUCGUCGCUCGUCACACGCCAGCUCAUCGCUCUCGUUGCUUGGCCUCCUUAUGCAGACUCUAUUUUCAUCUGACUUUCCGUCGAGGCUGAUCGAGUAGCGUCCAGGGUACGCAACAGUGCAGGCGACCAGCAUAUUCAAUUUCUGUGAGUCUCUUUCGUCCUCACUUGGUAGAAGUAGGAGUCGCCACAUCCUCUUACCCUCCGCGUCUGUCACCCCGACACUGCCACGAGGCUCUGCCCACCUGGUAACCACGCCAAACUGCACCACAUUCAUCGUGCCCUUGCUCCCUCAAUCAGCGCACCGCCGUCCUUUGACGCUGACCUUUCUGGCUACAGUGCCAUCCCCGCAAACCGACCGCUUUAGACUCCUUUUCCAAUCAUGCAGACGAUCAAAUGCGUAGUUGUUGGCGAUGGUGCUGUGGGAAAGACUUGCCUCCUCAUCUCUUACACAACCAACAAGUUUCCCAGCGAAUACGUCCCGACUGUCUUCGAUAACUAUGCGGUGACUGUAAUGAUUGGAGACGACCCGUACACAUUAGGACUCUUCGAUACCGCUGGUCAGGAGGACUACGACCGACUGCGUCCACUAUCAUAUCCUCAGACCGACGUGUUUCUUGUGUGCUUCAGCGUGACAUCUCCUGCUUCGUUCGAAAACGUCAAGGAAAAGUGGUUCCCGGAAGUGCACCACCACUGCCCUGGCGUCCCGUGUCUCAUUGUCGGCACCCAAGUGGAUCUGCGGGAUGAUGCCCAAGUGAUCGAGAAGCUCUCCAGGCAAAAGCAGCGCCCUAUUGCGAAUGAGCAGGGAGAGAGGCUCGCACGUGAACUGGGCGCUGUGAAGUAUGUGGAGUGCUCGGCUUUAACGCAGAAGGGCCUCAAGAACGUGUUUGAUGAGGCUAUUGUCGCUGCCCUCGAGCCUCCGGUUGUUAAAGGCAGGAGUAAGACGAAGUGCAUUAUCGUUUAGGCAAACUGUGGCAGACGCGUGAUGCUAGUCUUCAUGGGCUCAUUUACGAAUUACUAUUACGACGCGACUGCCUUGACUCUCCUGGUAUUGUCGUAUAUCCACUACUUUCUCUUUAUCUGCUUUUCUAGUUAAAUUCAUAUCUUCCUGUCUGGUCUAUGCUCAACUUAUGGUCGUACCCUGGCUCCUGUGGGAUUCUACGGAUGCUCCAUAUUUUGUCGCGAGCAGCCUGCAACAGAGGCUGGAAUAAUUAUUCCUCCUUCCACCAGU
Molecule: messenger RNA, 1268 nt
Organism: Mycena citricolor
Lineage: Eukaryota; Fungi; Basidiomycota; Agaricomycetes; Agaricales; Mycenaceae
Source: the annotation of a GenBank genome assembly